AUGAAGUUCCUCACUAUCCUCUCCACCGCCCUCUUUGUCGCCUUUGUGGCAGCUACUCCUGCCAACGAGGAUAUGGCGAAGCGACAGGCUCUUGACGAUGGCUGUCAAACUGAACAGGCUAGUGACUGCUGCUACUCUUGCUGGGAUCAAUACGCCAACGAUCAUACCUUUGAUACGGGCAGCUGUUGCAGCCGCUGUGGCUGUCAAUAG
Molecule: messenger RNA, 210 nt
Organism: Aspergillus tubingensis
Lineage: Eukaryota; Fungi; Ascomycota; Eurotiomycetes; Eurotiales; Aspergillaceae
Exons: 2
Coding region: 1-210 (69 amino acids)
Source: RefSeq, a predicted model, not a curated record